Messenger RNA from Drosophila guanche, 3166 nucleotides. RefSeq names its product integrator complex subunit 7 (gene INTS7). The transcript is spliced from 2 exons. Lineage: Eukaryota; Metazoa; Arthropoda; Insecta; Diptera; Drosophilidae. Gene Ontology annotation, cellular component: integrator complex. The coding region runs from base 95 to 3097 and encodes 1000 amino acids. Gene Ontology annotation, biological process: snRNA 3'-end processing. The record is from RefSeq and is a predicted model, not a curated record.
AAUUCCGGCCGGUUUGUUUGGAAAUAUAAAUAAUUAAAUAUUAACUAGAAUUCACCAUAAAUAGCAAUAAUAGCGAGUGCAAACAUACGCGAACAUGUCACACUUUAGCAGCACACGGGUGAGCUCCUUCAACGAAUGUUUUCUGAACGAGAAUGAGCAGGAUCCCAAUUCUGUGCUCCUGGAACUGGACAAGGGACUGCGGAGCGCCAAGCAGGGCAUCCAAUGCGAGUCCAUUGUACGCUUUCCGCGUCUCUUUGAGAAGUAUCCGUUUCCCAUACUGAUCAACUCGUCGUUCAUCAAGCUGGCCGAGUUCUUUGUGAGUGGCUCGAAUCUGUUGCGCUUCUGGGUGCUGCGCGUUUGCCAGCAGAGCGAGAAUCACCUGGACAAGAUCCUCAACAUUGACAACUUUGUGCGCCGCAUCUUUAUGGUGAUGCACUCGAACGAUCCGGUGGCACGUGCUCUGCUCCUGCGCACCCUGGGCGCGGUGUCCCGCGUGAUACCCGAGAAGCAGCAGGUCCACCAUGCCAUACGUCGCGCCCUCGACAGCCACGACACCGUCGAGGUGGAGGCUGCCAUCUAUGCUAGUAGCUGCUUUGCCGCCCAGUCCAGCUCCUUUGCCAUCAGCAUGUGCGCCAAGAUCUCGGACAUGAUCGAAUCGCUGCAGGUGCCGGUGCCCAUGAAGCUGCUGCUCAUCCCCGUGCUGCGGCACAUGCAUCACGACGCCAACACCGCCGCUCUGGUCAACAAACUCUGCAUGGAUCUGCUGCCCAAGUAUCCGGCGCAGAGUUUUGUCGUGGCCAUCAUCGACACGCUCACCCAACUCUCCGCCCGCACGCUGGUCGGUGUGCCCGGCCAGCUCGAGGUGCUGCUGGACUUCAUGCAGGACCUGCGCACGCCCGUGCGCAUCCAGGUGCUGCGCUCCUUCAACGAACUGGCCGGCAAGAAGAGUGUUCACGCCUGGCCCAAGCCUGCGCUGGCUGCGCUCAUUGGCAAAUUCGAUGCCUGCAUCAGUUCGCACGAGCAAUUUCUCUUCCUCUCGAUCCUCGCCAAGCUGAGCGAGUGUCCGCUCACCUGCCAGCAGCUGCUGCGCGAGCAUCGUGUCCAACUGCUUCGUCUCUGCAUUCAGAGCAUGAGCAAGCUGGAUGACUACACGACGGCCACUCAGGCCAUGGCUGUGCUCUCGGUGCUGGCUGCCUUUGGCACGCAGCAGGAGAGCCAAGUGGACGACAUCCUGCACACUGUGAGUCUGCACAUCGAGGGGCUGCUGCUGUGCACGGCCCGGAGAGCCGACUGUCUGCGCCAUCUGCGUCGUGUGCUAUCCUAUGGCAUUAGGAUAAGCCAGGCCAAUGCGGAGUUUGGCGCGACUUUCAUUGAGAUUGUCAGCAAUACGCUGGGCGAUAAUGUUGUCUAUCCGCAGGCCAAUGCGGAGCUGAUAUGCGAGGCGCUGGUGCGUCUCUGCGAGCACUUUCAGCUGCGUAAGUAUGCCUUUAGCACAUCCGAGGGACUGGAGGAGGGUGACGACAAUGCCAUGGACACAGACGAGCAGCCACAAGCAAAGGUCAAUCCCAUGCUCGCGCGCAUGCCCAUCAUUCUGCACAAGCUGAACAAGCUCAUAGAUGCGGUGGAUGCGGAGAAACACUUGCGCACAAUUGAGAUACUCAGCGUGCUCGUAUUUCAGACCACAAUGGGCUGCUAUCUGCCGCUGAAAGUGGUGCAGUGCUUCGAGAAGUGCCUGGACAAGCUCAACUGUUGGACACUGUACAAGAUUGCGAGGAGCGCCAGUCGCUAUGGGCAUCAUUAUGUGGCUGCGCACAUUUACACGAGCAUUUCGGAGAUUGUGAUCAACGAUCAGAUGCACUACUUUCUGGUGACACUCUCGCAGAUCUCGCAGGCAGAGUGCAUCCUCAACUAUGGCCUGGACUAUGCGCACAUGAGGGAUAACUAUGCACCGACAGCGGCGCCCGAGCCACUGAUUCCGCUAAUGAAGCGACUGGAGGCUGCCUGCAAUCUGUAUCAGAUGGCACGCGUCAGCCUGCGUGCCUGCUCCUCGAUUCAGUAUGCCAUUUCCUUUCCGCAGGAGUACCUCAAGAUCAGAGCGCAGUUCCUGCAGACGCUGCACCUCGCGGUGACCGUGAAGAACGCGCAGGUGAUUGUCCCACCGCCUGCCAUUGCUGGCAGCUUGGCCCAGAACUCGCGGGACUACUUGCAAAAGUUUGGACACGUCACCAAUCAGCUGCGGAAGCUGGUCAAGUCGCUGAAGGCGUGCGAGGAGACGCAUGCGCGACUCUACAAGUCCUCCUUUGAUGCGGACAACGUGACGCUGGAGUUCCUGGAGGUGGCCGAGUUCCAGUGCGCGCUCUUUGCGCACAUCAUCGAAUCGAUUUGCUAUGCCACGCCGCCAGAGCCACCGGUCUUUCUGACCACCGGCGAGCACCCGGAGACGCGCUUCUUUGCCGCCAGCUGCCGGCGCAUGGAGCUGAUGCACAAGAACCUGCCCGAGGAGCUGCCCAGCGCGAAGACCAUCAGCAAUCGGCAUUUGGAUGUGAUUGUGGCACAAAUCGAGAUAAUCACCAAGACGCCGCUCUGCCUGCCGCGCUACUUCUUCCAGAUUCUGCAGUCCACGCAGAUCAAGCUGUCGGUCAGCCCACAGCCACGCAGCGCCACCGAACCCGUCAACGUUCAGUCGGGCAGCAAUUUGGUCAUCAAAGUGGAGGGCGUCCUGCAGCAGGCUGGCUCCAAGCAGGUCAAGCACUUCCGCCGUGUCGAGUCCGUGCAGCUGAGUCUUACCUCCCAGCUGGUGACGCCACCACCGCGGUCCGGCAACGAGCUGCAGAAACCCGGCACCAGCGACACCGUCACCCUCAAUCAGAUCGUCAAGCCGCAGCGCGACUUCCUCUCCGGCAGCUUCCUGCUGCCCAUAUCGAGCGGUGGCCACUUCCAGGUGACGCUGGAAACGUUCGUGGUCGAUGAGCAUGGCACUAUUUGGUGCACUGGCCCCAAGUCCUCCAUGAUGGUGCGUGUCCUCGAGGAUCCCUCAAAGCCGACGGCGCCAACGCCCAGCUCUUCCCAGGCGGUGGGUCAAGCGAGAAGGUUUUAGAUAGCUACAACAAUGAAUUAAUUAAUUAAAAAGCUUGUUGCUUGCAAAGCCCUUUCAGAUUUAAAAUAA